This is a messenger RNA of Closterium sp. NIES-65, 1887 nucleotides long. Lineage: Eukaryota; Viridiplantae; Streptophyta; Zygnematophyceae; Desmidiales; Closteriaceae. The record is from the annotation of a GenBank genome assembly.
AUGCGCAGCAUGGAGGCGGGCGACUUUGAGAUCGCCGAGUGCGAGCUCUUCACGGCGCGCGACGACGUGGACGACCUCAGGGCGCACCCCAACCUGCUCUCUGAGCACAUGCUCAUCUGCCUCCUCCCAAAGGGGGGCGGGGAGGGGUACGGCAGCGACGAGGACGCGGCAGGGCGGCCGUACCCGCAGGCGUAUGGUGGCGUGGCGGUGGGCGGCGGGCCGUGGGAGGACGGCGUGAGCAGCACGGACGGGGAGAGCCCGUCGGGGCUGAGAGGCGCGCGGCAUGGGUGGGACGACGGGGAGGGGCGGGGGGGGCAGUGGCAGGCGAGGCGGGGGAGGCGGAGGGGUGGGGGAGGGAGCAUGGAGGAGGCGACGUUGACGGAGGUGUCAGAGUGGGAGGAGGUGGGCGACGACGACACGGACGUGGACCUGCGCCACCUCCGCGCCUCCGAGCUCGACCUCCUUGGCCCGCCCUCCGCCUCGCCGCUGCGCCCGCGCCUGCGCCCGCGCACGCCCACCACGCUCUGGCUGCGCCACCGCCACCGCCACCACCGCUCGUCCGGGGGGGGCAGUGGGUGGGGCGCUGGCGCACAGCAGCAGGGGAGAGGCGGCGAUGUGGCAUCGCCGUACAGCAGUGGGAGGAGGGGGGCCGGUGGACACGGGGAGUUUCCGAACCCCAGCACGCCCAGCAGUGCCAGCGCUGCAGCAGGCGCUCUGCGGCUGGGGAGAACAACGUCCACCCGCGUGGUCACUGCUGUCGCCCGCGUGCUGCCCCCCCCUGCUCCCUCCGCCCCCGCUGCCACUCCCCCUGCUGCUGGCGCUCCGGGGGCUGGGGCAGGGGCGAAGGGGGGUAAGGAGAAGGAGAAGGAGAGAGGAGGGAAGGGGAAGCACGGGGGCCAGGACACAGCUGGCAGCGCCGCAGCAGCAGCAGCAGGAGCAGCAGCAGCAGCAGCCGCAGCAGCUGCUGCAGAGAAGGGCGAGUUGGGAGCAGACGACUUUGAGAAGUUUUUCGGAACGAGUGGAGAGGUGCCAGCGCCGACGGAGUGGAGUGCGCUGAGCAGCGCGCAGCUGGACCCGUAUGGGGUGUUUGGCGAGCACCUGUGCCCGGACGCGGGCAACUACAUUCAGAUGCUGGCCGUGCAGCACCCGCCCUCCGAGGCCACCAUGACCCAUGCUGACGCCACUCGCCUCCUGCACUUCCGAGCCAUGGCAGCGCAGCUGGAGGAGGUGGACCCAUCAGUGCUGGCGCACAACGAGCGCCUGGCGUUCUGGAUCAACAUCUACAACGCCAUGCUGCUCUACAUCUACAUCGUCAUCCCCGUGCCCACUGACUUUGCUGACCGCAUCGCUCUCUUCAGCAAGGUGGGAUUCCUGAUAGGCGGCCAGCUGUACAGUGUGCUGCUCAUCGAGCACGCCGUGCUCAGAGCCUGCACCCACAAGCCCUACAUUAUCCGCGCCCUGCCCAGCACCACGUUCCGCCCCGGCGAUGCGCGCGCGCUCUGUGUGCUGGAGCGCGCCGAGCCCCUCGUGUCCUUCGCCCUCUGCUCCGGCACUCGCUCCUCGCCCUCCAUGCGAGUGUACCGGGCGGAGAGUGUGCAGCAGCAGCUGCGCGGCGCCAUGGUGGAGUACCUGGGGGCGGCAGUGAGCGUCAACGAGGCCAAUAAGAUCAUCAUCCCCAAGCUGCUGCACUGGUACCUACCGGACUUUGCACCGGACGUGUGGAGUCUGCUGGAGUGGCUGGCGAACGUGCUGCCCACCAACCAGGCCGUCGUGCUCAUGAACUGCCUGCCCACCGGCGCUGCCAACGUCUCCGCCUCCAAGUGUGUCGUCGUGGCGCCCUUUGACUACCGCUUCCGCUACCUCAUCCCCCCCGUCCUGCCCAACUAG